Trichoplax adhaerens is the source of this 8691-nucleotide messenger RNA. RefSeq lists its product as uncharacterized. The transcript is spliced from 48 exons. The record is from RefSeq and is a predicted model, not a curated record. Gene Ontology annotation, molecular function: calcium ion binding. Gene Ontology annotation, cellular component: membrane. Bases 1 to 8691 code for a protein of 2896 amino acids. Lineage: Eukaryota; Metazoa; Placozoa; Uniplacotomia; Trichoplacea; Trichoplacidae.
AUGAAGUUUUAUUAUUUCGCUUUUCAUAUUCUUUUGGUGACGUGCAAUCAGCUUGCAAUUAAUUUCGCCCAGGCUGAACCUAGUGAUGAACAAUUCCAAAGCUGUAAUGGUAGCCUAUGCAUGCAAGGAAUGUGUUUGGAAGUCAACAGCAUAAAAAAAUGUUUAUGCUACCAAGGGUUCACAGGACAAUCAUGCCAAAUUGCAAUUGAUGGCUCGGAUUAUCCUUGCAGUAGCAAUCCAUGCACAGCUGGCCGAUGCAUUUCCUAUCAGGUUACAGGAGGAUCUGCCUAUUUUUGUAAAUGUCCUUUAGGAAUGAAUGUUCCAGAAUGUUAUAAUAGUACCACAAGUUUUCAAGCUCAAGCUUGUCCAAGCAGUUGUACAGCAAGGACUUGCGAAAAUAGCGGCGUUUGCAAUCAAUAUUAUUCUUAUGCCACUACCUACUGUACUUGCCCAUCCGGAUCGACCGGAAGAUUUUGCGAACAAAACUUUCAACCAGCCUGUACCCCAAAUACCUGCCAAAAUAAUGGAAUAUGUCAUAAUAGUUAUAAUAAUCAGAACUAUCAUUGCCAUUGCAAGUACCCGUUUACUGGAAAAAAUUGCGAAUAUAGACUAGGAUGUUCUUCUAAUCCUUGCUUAAAUGGUGGUAAUUGUAUUGAAAUUGCUCCUACUUAUUCUUACCGAUGCUCCUGUAGUUUAAAUUUCACUGGUGUUAACUGUGAAGAAGACUAUAAUGAUCCAUGCGACCCUAAUCCUUGCAGUAGAUAUGGAGUCUGUGUUAGAGAUAACAGAAACUUUACGUGCAGAUGUCAGCAAGACUAUCGAGGACCUACGUGUUCCUAUAAUUAUAGAGAAGAUGGAUCGAUUCGUCUUUAUGGAAAUACUCCGCAAAUAUACCAAAGCGGCUAUUGGGGAUAUAUUUGCGUUGAUUCUAUCAACUAUUAUAGUGUAGGACGAGUUAUAUGUCAUCUAACUGGAUACAGAGAUAUCAGUUAUGUUGAUUCCUACUAUGGGUAUUCGACCUAUUUCACCAUGAGCUAUCCAAAUUGCCAAGGAAACGAGCAUUCAUUGUUUCAAUGCAAUUACGGAAGGUUAAGUCAAUCUCCAUUCCACUGUAGUCGUCGACUUGCCGUGUCCUGCUAUAAUUAUGGAAGCUGUUCUAGCUACGAGAGAAGUCAAUGUGCAAUAUCAAAUAAAUUGUGUCAACCAGCAAGUUCUGGAUAUUCAUGUUAUUGUCCGAAAGGUUAUACUGGCACAAAAUGUGAAACAUAUAUAGAAGCAUCUUCCGGAGCCAUACGUAUAAGAAAUCAGAACUAUACUAUUAUCUCUCCCGCAUCAAAUAAAACUUCUUCUGGGAUACUAGAAAUCUUUUAUAAAGGUUAUUGGGGUGGAAUCUGUGAUAGUAACGACGAAAACGUGGCCAUGGCGGCUUGUAGGCAACUAGGCUUUUCUGCUGGAAAAAAGUCUUCUACCUGCUGUUCUUCUGUUUAUAAUUCUAAAAUUUGGGUCAAAGACAUGCAUUGCAGUUCUGAUGCAUCAGCAAUCAACCAGUGCUCUUUUAUGUAUGGUACAAAUACAAAUAAUUGCAAUAGGCCAAUGAAAGUGGAAUGUCAACGAGCAACUUGUAAUCCGAAUCCUUGUCAGAACGGCGGAAAUUGUACAUUGUCAAUGAAUGGUACAAAUCCUACAAUUAUUUCCUAUUCUUGUUCAUGUAUGCCUGGCUACAUUGGUGAAAAUUGCCAAUAUAGAGAUCCUUGCUUUAUUAAUCCUUGCAAAGACAGCGCAACCUGCUCCGUACAUAAUGUUACUGAAUUUAGGUGUGCUUGUCGCUAUCCGUACGUAGGGAAACGCUGUGAUUUAGGACCAUAUAGAAGAGGCUCUGUAGCAUUAAUGGAUGGCUCCUCAUACAGAACUUACGGACGCGUACGACUUUAUUCACGUUUUGGUUCGAGGGCUCUUUGCAGAGAUGGAAUGACAAUGGCUGUUGCUCAUGUAAUUUGUCAAAGCAAUAACUUAGCCGGUGCAUUAGCAAUUUCAUAUGGUAUAUCAUAUGGCUAUCCUUCAUAUUCUUACGGUGCAAGCAAUGGACAAUGUACCGGCUAUGAAACAUCUUUAUCAGAAUGUCCCUAUUUUAACUUCGAUUCUAACAAUUAUUGCCGAGAUCUGUAUGUUGGAGUUCAAUGUUCAACAACUGAUAAUUGUGCAUCUAAUCCUUGCCAAAACGAUGGCAAAUGUAUCAAUAUGUUCUACGGAUAUCGUUGCAACUGCACCAAUCAAUAUGCUGGUACUAUGUGCCAAUUCAAUACUUCUUCAGUAACUCCCGGUUUCGCGACACUUGUAAACGGUUCUACGCGAUUAAAUGGAAAAGCAGAAAUUUUUCUAGAUAAUCAAUGGGCUACUGUGUGCAGCGAUACGGUGACAGAGAAAGAUUUACGAGUAAUAUGCCGGCAAAUGGGCUACGUCUUCGCUAGCUCACGUAUAAUUAGUGCUGGCAGUAAUAACACCAACAACAGCAGUUUGUAUUAUAGCCGCCUUCCAAAAUAUAAUCUGAGAUGUGUAGGUAAUGAAAAAUCUAUUAUUGAAUGCCCUUAUCAGUCUAUUAAAGAUCCUAAAGGUUGCUCAGACAAAAUCGUGAAGAUAACAUGUACAGGUUAUCAGAAAGAUGGAGAUAUCCGAUUAGAUUCUGAUGACGAUACUAAAGACUACGAAGGCUUCGUACAAGUAUUUUAUAAUGGCACUUGGGGAACUGUAUGCAACGCUCAAAAUCGAUACGAACUAGCUGGAAAAAUGUGCAUUAUGUUAGGGUACUCCAGCUACUCCUCGUUUGAUUUUCGACAAUCUACUGAUAUGCUAGGACCAGUAAUGUUAAGCAAUGUAAGCUGUACUGGAAAUGCGAGAAAUUUGUAUCAGUGUGAUAGUGCGGGUUGGCAUAGUGUUCCGAACGAAUGCCAAGACCAUGGGCAAGAUUUUUACAUCAGAUGCUCCUUGAGUAACUUCUAUUGUCGGGAUAAUCAAGUCAGUAACUGUAAAUCUUACAACAAGUAUUGCAUACCAAUGUAUAAUUCUCCAAAUUAUCAAUGUCGAUGUCCAGCUGGCUUUACCGGACAAUACUGUGAAACAAAAUAUGUUCCACCAGUGGAAGGCAGUAUUCAGCUGGCAUAUAAAGUCGAUUACGCCUAUAAUAAGGCAUAUGGUGUUCCUUUACUCUAUCAUAAUGGUAUCUGGGGCGGAUUUUGUUUAAAUGGUUUUUCCGCAAUAGAAGGCAGAAUUUUAUGUCGACAAAUGGGCUUCACAGACUAUUUAUCUCGUAGUUGUUGCCAUAAAAACAUGAGCACUCAUAACAAAAUUUGGGUUACAAAAGCACAAUGUACCGAUAAAGAGAAAAAAAUAACGCAAUGCAAACUUACAUACGAAACAGACGCAAAUUUAUGCGAUGGUAACAUUCGCCUUUAUUGCACACGUCAACUUUGCCCUCCGGGCUAUUGUGAUCGAGGAACAUGUACUUACAACACAUCCAUUGCAGAUGAUGUUACAUCGUAUCAUCAGUAUUGCAUAUGUCCGCCAGGUUAUUACGGAAAUCGUUGCCAAUAUCAAUCAGUUUGCGAUAGCAAUCCAUGCCUGCACGGUGGUACCUGUACUAAUAAGUUUCGCGCACAUCCGACCUUCGCGGGUGUUAUCCUUAGCUACUAUGAGUGCCAAUGUCAGCAGGCUUAUUUUGGCAGCAGUUGUGAAAAAGGACCUGCUAAGCAUGGCGACAUAGAUUUAGUUAGGCCAUCAGUCACUUCUCCGGACAGUACAGGCCGUGUUAGAGUAUAUUUGCACGGAAAUUGGUAUAGUAUCUGUAAUGAUAACUUUACUACAUCUGCAGCUAAUGUUGUUUGCCAGCAGCUACGUUAUGGUAAAAGUCUUAUAUAUAGUAACCGCUACGGAGAAAGUCUAACUGGUAGAAUGAUUAGAAAUCUUCGCUGCACUGGCUAUGAAUUUUCGAUUUCCCAAUGCCAAUACUCUCUAGAUAAUAUUACCACAACUGGAGUAUGCCAAAAAGAGAACGCUAUUGGAGUAAGCUGUGCUUCAUUGUAUAAUCCAUGUCAUGGGAUAAGUUGUAAUUUAGGAGUAUGUCGCAAUAUGGCCUACGGAUUCAAAUGUGAUUGCCAUGAGUAUUUCACUGGUUUACGCUGUGAAACUUAUCUUGGACCGCCAUUUGAAGGAGAUAUCAGACUUCGAAAUGGUAAAACGAUUACAGAAGGUCGGAUUGAAAUUUACCGCGGUAAUCAAUGGAACACAAUAUGUGGCUCAGCAUCUAUUGGCGAUAUUGGAAGAGCGGUUUGCUAUCAAUAUAAAUACAGCUAUACUGAAACCGUUUAUAACGCUUAUUUUGGUACUGGAAAAGCUUCUUUGGGGAUACUAUCGUCAAAUUGCUCGGUUAAUGCGCCCAGUACGACGAGUUGCCUUUUCCAGAAUGUAACUAAUAUGUCGUCAGAAUGCAAUCACGGAAACGAUCUUGGUGUAAUAUGCAGCAUUGCUGAAGGAACCUUACGCCUUAAAAACGGAACUACCAGCUCUGGAAACUUAGAAAUAUACCACAGUAAUAGUUGGGGAGCCGUUUGUGAUAUAGGAUUUACAAAGAAGGCGGCCGAAGUUGCUUGUAAACAACUAGGAUUUAUUGGAAUGCAAGAUUAUUUUUGCUGUUCUAAUUUCGGGUUUCAUAGUGGAACAUUUUGGCUUCACGGGCUAAACUGCAAAGGCGAUGAAUCAAGACUUAUUGAUUACAAUGCGUGCUACAGCAAUCCAUGUAGCAACGGCGGUACUUGUAUAGGCAGUAAUAAUGGUCCGGGAACUUAUAAAUAUAAUUGCCGAUGCCCACCUAAUUUUACAGGAAAGCAAAGCCAAAGCAAAUUAUUGUGUAGCAUGAAUCCAUGUGGAAGCAAUGCAACUUGUCAAGAUCUACCUUAUGGCUAUAGUUGUUACUGUCCUGAUGGAUUCCACGGACAGAAUUGUUCAGAAAGAGUGAUGAAUGGAGAUGUUAGACUAUCAUCUAGAAUAGGUGACAAUAACGUUAGACAAGGAACUGUCCAAAUAUAUCAGAAUGGAACUUGGGGCUCUAUAUGUGAUGAGACUACAUUUAAUAUACAAGCUGCUAGCGUUAUAUGUAGGCAAUUAAAUUUCCCUUAUGCUACUGCGUAUUACAAAAGCUCAUAUUUUGGUCCAGUCCCGGGAAAAAUAAUUUAUGGUGGUGUAACAUGUAAAACUGGAAAUGAAGAUUCUAUAACAAAAUGUAAUCUUAAUCGCCAUAUUCCUGGUCAGUGUGAUUACAAUGAUCUGAUAGGUAUCGAUUGUUCAGGCAACGCUUGCGAAAGCUCACCUUGUAUUAGCGGUGUAUGUGAACGACUGAAAUCUAAACCGUUUUAUCGAUGUACCUGUCAUCCAAGCUAUACAGGAAGAAAUUGCGAGACAGCAUUAGUUGCCGAACCAGCUAGAAUAGUUGGAGGACCUAAUCGUUAUACUGGUCGCUUGGAAGUGUUGUAUAACGGCACAUGGGGAGGCAUCUGUGAUUAUCGUUUUACCAAAGAAGUGGGUCAAGUGGCUUGUAAACAGUUGGGAUUUAAAGGUUUUUCAUCUAAUUGGUGUUGCUCUCGUUAUGGAUAUCCACAAAGCAUAUUACUGAGUAAUAUUACUUGCAGAGGAGAUGAAAUUAGUUUGUCUAACUGCCAACGUAAUCCGUGGGGUGGCUCGCAAUAUUGUAGCAGGCAAAAUUCUGUUAGCGUUGCAUGUUAUGGUAGCCCUUGCACAGCUGGUGUGUGUCCUAACAAUGCUACAUGUAUAGAAAUGAGUGGUUAUAAUGAAACUGGAUAUACCUGCGAAUGUCCUCCUGAUUAUUAUGGUAGUAAUUGCCAAAUUGGACCAGUAGCGAAUGGCGCUGUUCGCUUCAAUAGUCAGUAUUAUAGUUCUGAUACGGGGCUUGUACAAGUAUUUAUUAAUGGGGAAUGGGGCAGUAUAUGUUCUGAUGGAUUUACUGCUAAUUCCGGUGAAGUAAUUUGUCGAGCAGUCAAAAAAGGGAAAUUUGUACGUCAACUCAGUUAUAACCAUGAUCGCAAUACUGGAAAAAUAUUGUUUAGUAAUCUGAAAUGUAAUGGUACUGAAAACUCGCCUAUUGAAUGUCCUCGCUCGUUGCCCAACCCUAGCCGCUGCAAUUCGUAUAAUAAAGCUCUAGUUAUAGAAUGCACAAAUUCCUACUGCGAUAGUACCAAGAAUCCAUGUAGCGGACAUGGUACCUGCCAUUCCAGCAAUGAGACGACUUAUAAUUGUGUCUGCGAUCCAUUAUACACUGGCAAAGACUGUGCAAUAUAUUAUACUCCAUGUUCUAGCAAUCCAUGUGCAUCGCAGGCGAGUGGUAGAGCAAUAUGUGUGGAUCAUCUCGAUAAAAAUUAUUACUCUUGUGAAUGUCCGAAAGGUUACAGUGGCUAUAACUGUUUAUUUUAUUCUGAAGUUAUUGGAAUUCGUGUAACUGACGGCGUAAAGUACAAUCAAGGGUUAAUGGAAGUCUAUAAAGAUAAGGCUUGGGGAACAACUUGUUCUAGUCAAUGGAAGUAUAGUGCUGCUCAGGUUGCCUGCCGUCAACUUGGUUUUGCCAAUAUGCAGUUAUCAUGGGGACCGUGGAGAUUUAUACAAAAUGAAAACGUUAGGAUUGCUGUUGGAAGUUUUAACUGUACUGGUAACGAGCCAAACUUAAACCACUGUGGACAAAGUAAUGAAUUAUUAAACCAAGGAUCUAAAUGCAGGCCAAAUACAAUAAAUAUACAUUCUGAUGUAUCAUGCGUUGAUGAGCCUUUAGAUUCUAGCCUUCGAAAUGCAAAACAGUUGCCACCAAAUUACACAUGUCAAACAGCAAUUUCUCCUUGUGCUAGUUCUCCAUGCAUUCAAUCUAAUACUACUUGUGCUAACGUCAUGCAGCCAUCGGUAGGUUAUACCUGUAUCUGUAGUAGUGGUUAUUGGAAUGGCCAAAAAUGUAUCACCGAAAUACCACCUUCGGCUGUUACACUAGAAGCUAGUGUUAAUUUAGUAACAAUCGGACAAAUGAUAACGCUAGAAUGUUCUGCCUAUGGUCGACCCCGACCAACUAUAAGCUGGCUUAAAAAUGGAAGACCUAUCUAUGUUUAUGCAAACCCAAACAUGACUAAAGGCAACUCCUCUAAUAACUUAGUGACUAAAUCAACGUAUUUCAUACGGUAUGCAAUACCCUCGUAUAAAGGCGUCUAUACUUGCCAAGCAACCAAUAUGGCCAAUAGUCAACUAGUCACAAGCAAUUCACAAACAAUCAGAUUCAACUGUUCUUCAAAGUAUUGUUCCGAUCACGGCCAGUGUACAAUGGUAAAUGAUACGGCCAUCUGCAGCAAUUGUAACAUUGGUUAUAUCGGAACUCAUUGUGAAAUCAUGCAACCAUAUGUUCCACUUCGGGCAGUUUCGAUUCAAUCUAAUGUAACAGAUAUCUAUCGACUGGGUCAAAUAAUUGGGUUAGAGUGUCAAACUACAUCAUAUCCUUCACCAUUUAUAACCUGGACUAAAAAUAAUAUUCCUCUAUCUAUCGGAGAACAUUAUACCACUAUGAAAAGGAUUGGUUAUUCUGCAUACUAUGAGCAAAAGUCUGUUUUAGUUAUUAAUGGUUUGAAAGUAACUGAUAUUGGUAUUUAUCGAUGCGAAGCUAAUUAUCAAUAUAAUGCAUUCGGCCAAUUGCAUAAUAUAACAAUGAAAACUAAAGAAGUUGCUAUAGAAAUUAGCUGCUAUCCUGAAAUUUGUAACAACCGAGGACAAUGCAAUCAGUCUAAUAAUGCACCAGUUUGCAGUUGCAAUGUUCCUUAUACCGGACAGCAAUGCGAAUCAUCUUAUAUCCCAAAACUUGCUUGUUUACCUAGAACUUGCUUAAAUGGAGGAAAUUGUUUCAUGAUUGGAAUUACGCCUGUUUGUAGUUGUGUCACUGGGUAUGCAGGAAAUCGCUGCGAAAAUUGGUUACAAAGUGUGCCUUUGCAAAAUGUUCAAGUAAUUUCCAAUACUUCAUUAUAUACUGUUGGCUUGUACGCCAGGCUAGAAUGUCAAGCUACCGCACGCCCCAAGCCAAUCUUUACCUGGACGAAAAAUGGGAUCCCUAUGACUCCUGGAAAUAACACAAAUAUUAUCGAGAUCAGCUCUAAUACUAGUGCCAUCGUUAAAUCUAUAUUAAACUUUAGACCUUUAACAUUCAAUGACAACGGGCAAUACCAAUGCGUAGUUCGUAAACCUGAUAAUACUACGUUUACUUUAAGCGCGGCCUUGAAUAUUGAUUUCUCUUGCUCUCCCAGCUUUUGCGUUAAUAAUGGACAGUGUACCAUGCAGAAUAAUAGACCAACAUGCAGUUGUUCAGGAGGCUUUCAAGGGAAUAAUUGUCAAAGUGCAGUCAUAGGUUUAAAUACUCCAUCUAUUAUUGGCAUUGCUGCUGGCUCUGCCGGCGCCCUCUUGAUUCUCCUCUUGGUAGCUUACUUUUUUAUGCGCAAGAGGGGAAAUAAUAUUAGUUCCGAUAACAAACGUGCUAAGACUUCACAAUCCAAGAGUCGAGAUCCUAUUUAUAGAGAAGAAUCAGGUCAAAUGACUAUGAGCUCAUCAGGAGGAAAUCAACACAUUAAUCAAACUUAUGAAGAACCUGAGGAGAUGGCUAAAUUUUAG